UAUGUGCAGACAAAUUGAUCACCAGGAGAGGUAAGGGAAGAGACGUGAUCCCCCUGUGGCCGUUCCUCUCAGCGUCAUGCUGGGGCGGGGUUAGCUAUCAGGCUGCCGAAGCAGCAGUUUGGUCAGUGGCACAUUGGCUGGCUCAGAGGCUCAGCAGUGAGAGUCGAAGUCAGGCAGGGUAACAGUGAUAGGAGAUACCAGUUAGAGAGACAGACGGGGUCUGCGCCUUGACCAAUAUCGUUGUGUCCUCUCUAGCCCCAGGCAAGGUCCUGGAGGACUGGCAAGUAGCUAAUGCUCAAUUAUUCAAAAAGAGAAAUAGGGAUAAUCCUGGAAAAUAUAGAACAGUGAGUCUCACGUUAGUCAUGAAGAAGUUACUGGAGAGGAUUCUUGGGGAUAAUAUUUAUGAAAAUUUGGUAAAUUGUGGCCUAAUUAGACACAGUCAGCAUGGCUCUGCACAGGGCAAAUGGUGUUUUACUAACUUGACUGAGUUUUUCAAGGAGGUGACGAAGGCAAUUGAUGAAGGUAGAGGUAUAGAUGUUAUCUACAUGGAUUUUAGUAAGGUGCUUUACAAGUUCCCUCAAGGAAGUCUCAUCCAGACAAUUAAGAUGCAUGGGAUCCAUGGUGAACUGGACAUUUGGAGUCAGGAUUGGUUUGACCAUAGAAGACAGAGGGUAGCCGUCAAUGGAACUUAUUCUGGCUGUAGGCCUGCAACUACAGGAGCUCUUCAGGAGGCUGCACUUGGACCUCUGCUAUCUGUGACCUGGAUGAAAAUAUAGAUGGGUGAAUUGGCAAGUUUGCCAAUGAUACAAAGAUUGGUGCUGCUGUGGAUAGUGUAGAAGAAUGGCAAAUGAUACAGUAGGAUUUUGAUCAAUUGCAGAUAUGGGCAGAAAAAUGGAGUUUAACUUGCUAAAUGUAAAGUGUUGCACUUGGGAGUUUAAAUGUAAAGGCAAGGCCCUUAACAGUGCUGAUAUAUAGAGGCAAAUUGCAGUCCAAGUCCAUAGGUCCCUGUGAGUGGUUACACAGCUUGAAAGGGUAGGAAAGAAGGCCAAUAGCAAGCUUGCCUUUAUUAUUAACGAAAUGAGUUCAAGAGUUGGGACAUUGUGUUGCCGCUUUAUAGGAAACUCUAGUUAAGCUGCACUUACAUUCAUUUCUGGUUGCUUCAUUAUAGAAAGGAUGUCAACGCUUUGGAGAGGAUGUAGAAGAAGUUUACCAGGUUGCUACCUGGAAUAGAGGACAUGUGAAGUAAGGAGAGGCUGGACAAAUUUUAGGUUGUUUUCUCUGCAGCAGUGGAGGCUGAGGGCAGAUUUUAUAGAGUUUUUAAAGCUUGUUGUGUGCAUUCAUGUAUAUUUUGACCUUUAUGGGUUGCCGUCGAGUUUCCCUGCUUGUUGCAUACUGAACACCAUGUGAGAGGACAUCCUGGGUAGGUUACUUACAAGCAAAAUAAACAGCAGCAUGUUACUGCUCUCCUCUCCGUCUCUUGUGUGUGUGUUAUUCACGGCCACCUGGCUUCCCAGUACCGCAAACAUAACAACUAUGAAAGGCAUAGAUAGAUUAGAAAGCCAGUAUUUCCCCCCUGUUAAAAAGUCCAAUACCAGAGGCCACACGUUUAAACUGAGAGAGGAUAAAUUUCACAAAGACAUCCAGAGAGUGAUGGGUGCUUGGAAUAUGCUGCUGGGGUGGUGGUGGGACAAAUAUAACCGAGGUGUUAAAGAAGACUCUUGGAUUGGUGCAUGAAUGUGCAGGACAUGGAAGAAUAUGGAUAUUGUGUAGGCAGAAGAGAUCAGUUUUAAAUUGGGCAUUUGAUUACUAAUUUGGUUGGUUUGACACAACAUCAUGGACCAAAGGACCUGCAUCUAUGUUGCAGUAUUGUAUGUUCUCACUGAGCUGGGAAGACAAGUAACCAUACAUAUCAGGAUGGCAGCACUGGCUCUACGGUGACCUGUGCCAUGGUUCAUGACGGUUUCGUACGGACGGUUGGUCAGGAGUCUGUACAAAACAGAGCUCCCCACAGUGGUCGAAAAUGAUCAAAACGAAGACAGGCUAAAUCAAGACAUUAUGCUGAGUAUUAGGGUGUGAUUUGAGCUGAAAUUGAUGUUUCAGUGGCCACAGGGAUACAUUCCAGAAGGACCAUACAGUUUUCCAGGUGCAAAAGGCGUGCUGCGUUUCUGCUAAGCAAGGUGACACUACAUCUGAGUGAGUAAUUUCCUGCACAAAGGUGGCAUGACUGAGGUCAUCUUCACACUCCUCUUCACAAUCUCCUUUGCAUUGUCAGAUAGCACUGGAAGCACUCUCUGAGGAGAGAAAGAAGGCAGAAGAAACUAAACUCCCAUAAUUUUGGUCUAUCAGCUGGACACCUAGGAUUAUAAUCUAGUAAUGGUCAAUUAGCUUGACCUCGGCUAUUUUCCUUCUGAAAAUUACCUAUUAAACGGAGUGCCUUACAUUCUUAUGCAGCCUGUGCCCUCUUGCUCCACUCAGCUGUGGCACGGAGCUGUGGCUGGUGCUGCUGUUUCCCAGGCGCCUCACUUCCCUCUCAGGUUUUAGCUUCUUUGCUCUUUCCCCCCCCCCCCCCCAUUGUCUUCCACUAUCAGGUUGGUGCUGCAUGCACUAGAAUGCGAUGAAGUCUCCACAACUGGCUGAUGAACAAUGAAGACAACUAAACUUCAUCUUCAGAGGAUGGACGGCAUCUUCUACAAUAUUUUAUUGUAGUUGCUUGGCUCUUAUGUCUACUGUUAGCUGCUGAAGAUGGCAAGUCGAGUCAAGUCGCUUUUUAUUGUCAUUUCGACCAUAAGCUGCUGGUACAGUGCACAGUAAAAACGAAACAACAUUCCUCCAGGACCAUGGUGCUACAUGAAACAACACAAAACUACACGAGACUAUGUGAGACAGCACAAGGCUACACUGGACUAUGUAAAACAACAUAAAAACUGCACUAAACUACAGACCUGCACGGGACUGCAUAAAGUGCACAAAACAGUGCAGGCAUUACAAUAAAUAAUAAACAAGACAAUAGGCACAGUAGAGGGCAAUAGGUUGGUGUCAGUCCAGGCUCUGGGUAUUGAGGAGUCUGAUGGCUUGGGGGAAGUGCAGAUCACGUCGGAUGUAUUUAGAGGGGACCGUGUAGCGAAGUUCAGAAUGACAUCACAGCAGACGAGAGCUUGCUAAUCUCAUCCCUGUACAACACAGGCAGUGUAAUGUGACAGUCUGAAACAGUCAUGGCAGAGUCAAAAACAGAGAUGAUCUCAGAAGGGAAGGCUAGAAGAAACAAAUGACUUUUUCCCAAAAGAAGAGCAAGGAAGUAGACAAGAGGAUAAAGGAAAGCAUCAGUAUCUACAGAUCGUCAGGGUGGGAACCUGGAAGCAAGAUGGUCUGAAAACAGAGAAAAGAGAACUUGGAUUGUCUCUGAAUUGGUCCAGGACAAAGAUAAAAAUGCUGCACGUCCAUCUAUUGGAAUAUUUCUCAGGAGAGUCAUUGGGAGGGGAAGAUGAGCAGGAGGUUGUGGAUGGACAAAUUCAAGGCAGCGUUUUUCUUUAGUUUCUCUUCUAUUCCUCUCAUAUCUUUUCACAUCUCGCUGAUUCCUGUCUUUCUAAUAUUGGGGGAACGUGUUCGUCUGCCAGGUAUGUAAGGCAGUUCUCUGUUGUUCCACGAUGGACAACCUUCUCUGUCGUGCAGAGGCAAUGUCGUUUUGCAGAAGGAUAUUGAAAUGGAUGUAAACAACCGAGAGGUACCUCAUCGUGAUUGGAUUCUGAAGAGCCACUUGCUCCCUGGCUGUCUAAGACUUGGUCCCUCGCCAAACAGUCCAUUGACAAAGGUAUCUGCAAGGUGAUUUGCUCGCCUGGGGAGAAACACGCACUUUGAGAGCAUUUCUUGAAGAUGUCUGUCUUCCCCUCCACAGACAUUUCUUGCCAGAGGAGUUCUGCAGAGGAUUUCACAGGAGACUGGGAACAGACUGAUUUCACAUCAUUCUCUGCGGGAUGACUUCUAUAUUCUCUCAACCACUGCCAAAGACUGACUCUUGUCUUACCAGGACAAUCUACUGAAGCCAUGUCACUGCGAAGGAAGAAAAAAACUGUUACAGUUAUAAGGGCACAAAAAUAUUCAGAAUUAUGGAGUUCAAGCACAAAUUUUUCCAAAUUAUGUGAAGCACUUAAUGGAUCAGAUAUUUGCAGGGUUGGAAUAGAAAUUCUAUGACGUAUUGUUUGUUUCCUGUUAUAUCCUAAUAGUCCAUAAGACAUAGGAGCACAAUUAGGCCAUUUGGCCCAUUGAGUCUGCGCUGCUAUUUCAUAAUGGCUGAUCCAUUUUUCCUCUCAGCUCCAAUCUCUAGCCUUCCCCUCCAAAUCCCUUCAUGCCCUGACAAAUCAAGAAUCUAUCAACCUCUGCCUUAAAUAUACAUAAAGAUUUGACCUCCACAGCGGCCUAUGGCAACGAAAUCCACAGAAUCACCUCUCUCCGGCUAAAGAAAUCCAUCGUCAUCCCCAUUCGAAAAGGACGCCCCUCUAUUCUGAGGUUGUGUCCUCUGGUCUUAGACUCUCCAACCACAAGAAACAUCCUCUCCACAUCCGCUUUAUCAAACCUUUCGUCAUUCGACAGGGCUCAUUGAGUCACCCCUCAUUCUUCCGCAUUCGAGUGAAUAUAGGCCCAGAGCCAUCAAACGCACUUCAUUCUUGACUUUAAUAAGCAAAUAUUGCUUCAAACUGGUUGUUUUCCAAACUCUUUACUCUUUGGUGUGCUAAAGGGUCAAUGCUCUUUGCACAACAGAGUAAUGCAUCAAUAUAAUAUUCCAGAUACAGAUUAAUGUACAAACAGUAAUGUUUAUAGAAGCUGGAUGUUUGGCAGAUGACGCUUCACUACUUCCUGAUGCAGUAUGUCAUACUGCACUGAUCUCAUUCUCCCUUGCAAAGCAAUCAUUUCUGAACAUUAACAAUGGUGUUCACCUUUAACUUAACUGCAGUUAACGAAGUAAAUUUAUUAACCUGUUUUAUAUCUUCCCAUCAGACUAUAGACUUUUUUAACUGCCGAUGGGACAUCAACCGUCUCGACUUCACCGCACCUUGUUCCCAUUCCAACCUCACUCCUUCUGAACGCUCUGCUCUCCACUCCUUCCGCACUAAUCCUAACCUUACUAUAAAACCCGCUGAUAAGGGGGGUGCUGUUGUAGUCUGUCGUACUGACCUCUACCUUGCUGAGGCACAGCGACAACUCGCGGAUACCUCCUCUUAUUUACCCCUCGAUCAUGACCCCACUAAGGAGCACCAGGCCAUGGUCUCCCACACCAUCAUCGACUUUAUCCACUCAGGGAAUCUCCCAUCCACUGCUACCAACCUUAUAGUUCCCACACCUCGCACUUCCCGUUUCUACCUCCUACCCAAGAUCCACAAACCUGCCUGUCCUGGCCGACCUAUUGUCUCAGCUUGCUCCUGCCCCACCGAACUCAUUUCUGCAUACCUCGACACGGUUUUAUCCCCCCUUGUUCAAUCCCUUCCUACCUAUGUUCAUGACACUUCUCACGCUCUUAAACUUUUCAAUGAUUUUAAGUUCCCUGGCCCCCACCGCUUUAUUUUCACCAUGGAUGUCCAGUCCCUGUAUACUUCCAUCCCCCAUCAGGAAGGUCUCAAAGCUCUACGCUUCUUUUUGGAUUCCAGGCCUAACCAGCUCCCCUCUACCACCACUCUGCUCCGUCUAGCGGAAUUAGUCCGUACUCUUAAUAAUUUCUCCUUAGGCUCCUCCCACUUCCUCCAAACUAAAGGUGUAGCUAUGGGCACCCGUAUGGGUCCUAGCUAUGCCUGCCUUUUUGUUGGCUUUGUGGAACAAUCUAUGUUCCAAAGCUAUUCUGGUAUCUGUCCGCCACCUUUCCUUCGCCACAUCGACGACUGCACUGACGCUGCUUCCUGCACGCAUGCUGAGCUCGUUGACUUCAUUAACUUUGCCUCCAACUUUCACCCUGCCCUCAAGUUUACCUGGUCCAUUUCCGACAUCUCCCUCCCCUUUCUUGAUCUUUCUGUCUCUAUCUCUGGAGACAGCUUAUCUACUGAUGUCUAUUAUAAGCCUACUGACUCUCACAGCUAUCUGGACUAUUCCUCUUCUCACCCUGUCUCUUGCAAAAAUGUCAUCCCCUUCUUGCAAUUCCUCCGUCUCCGCCGCAUCUGCUCUCAGGAUGAGGCUUUUCAUUCCAGGACGAGGGAGAUGUCCUCUUUUUUUUAAAGAAAGGGGCUUCCCUUCCUCCACCAUCAACUCUGCUCUCAAACGCAUCUCCCCCAUUUCACACACAUCUGCUUUCACUCCAUCCUCCCGCCACCCCACUAGGAAUAGGGUUCCCCUUGUCCUCACCCACCACCCCACCAGCCUCCGGGUCCAACAUAUUAUUCUCCAUAACUUCCGCCACCUCCAACGGGAUCCCACCACUAAGCACAUCUUUCCCUUCCCCCUGCCCCCCGCUUUCCACAGGGAUUGCUCCCUACGUGUCUCCCUUGUCCAUUCGUCCCCCCCAUCCCUCCCCACCGAUCUCCCUCCUGGCACUUAUCCUUGUAAGCAGAACAAGUGCUACACAUGCCCUUACACUUCCUCCCUUACCACCAUUCAGGGCCCCAGACAGUCCUUCCAGGUGAGGCGACACUUCACCUGCGAGUCGGCUGGGGUGAUAUACUGCAUCCGGUGCUCCCGAUGUGGCCUUCUAUAUAUUGGCGAGACCCGACGCAGACUGGGAGAUCGUUUCGCUGAACACCUACGCUCUGUCCGCCAGAGAAAGCAGGAUCUCCCAGUGGCCACACAUUUUAAUUCCACAUCCCAUUCCCAUUCUGAUAUGUCUAUCCACGGCCUCCUCUACUGUAAAGAUGAAGCCACACUCAGGUUGGAGGAACAACACCUUAUAUUCUGUCUGGGUAGCCUCCAACCUGAUGGCAUGAACAUUGACUUCUCUAAUUUCCGCUAAUGCCCCACCUCCCCCUCGUACUCCAUCCAUUAUUUAUUUAUAUACACACAUUCUUUUUCUUUUUCUCUCUCUCCUUUUUCUCCUUCUGUCCCUCUCACUAUACCCCUUGCCCAUCCUCUGGGUUCCCCCCCCCACCUUUCUUUCUCCCUAGGCCUCCUGUCCCAUGAUUCUCUCGUAUCCCUUUUGCCAAUCAACUGUCCAGUUCUUGGCUCGAUCCCUCCCCCUCCUGUCUUCUCCUAUCAUUUUGGAUCUCCCCCUCCCCCUCCCACUUUCGGAUCUCUUACUAACUCCUCCUUCAGUUAGUCCUGACGAAGGGUCUCGGCCCCAAACGUCAACUGUACCUCUUCCUAGAGAUGCUGCCUGGCCUGCUGCAUUCACCAGCAACUUUGAUGUGUGUUGUUUUGUUUAUAUGCUGUGUUUUUCACCUAAUCUUUGUUUUCUUUGUGCGGGGAGGGGAUUUGUGAGGAUCGAUGCCCCUAUUUCGUUUUCUUCAGGGGGGUUUUGUGCAGGGGGAGAAUGUUGGGGGUCGAUCUGCCUGUUCCGUUUUGUUUGUUUUUUUUGUGUGGGAGGAGGGAUUUGGGGGAACGA
Messenger RNA from Mobula hypostoma (lesser devil ray), 7513 nucleotides. RefSeq lists its product as uncharacterized. The coding region runs from base 4921 to 6198 and encodes 425 amino acids. The record is from RefSeq and is a predicted model, not a curated record. The transcript is spliced from 5 exons. NCBI's taxonomy places the organism in Eukaryota, Metazoa, Chordata, Chondrichthyes, Myliobatiformes, Myliobatidae.